Messenger RNA from Dothidotthia symphoricarpi CBS 119687, 2381 nucleotides. RefSeq names its product serine palmitoyltransferas-like protein 2. The transcript has 2 exons. Gene Ontology annotation, cellular component: serine palmitoyltransferase complex. NCBI's taxonomy places the organism in Eukaryota, Fungi, Ascomycota, Dothideomycetes, Pleosporales, Dothidotthiaceae. Gene Ontology annotation, molecular function: pyridoxal phosphate binding; serine C-palmitoyltransferase activity. Gene Ontology annotation, biological process: ceramide biosynthetic process; sphingosine biosynthetic process. The record is from RefSeq and is a predicted model, not a curated record. The coding region runs from base 116 to 2104 and encodes 662 amino acids.
CGAGACGCGCACUGAGGCUGACGGAUCAUUAUUCGGUACCCAACAUUUGCAGAGUGAAGCCAGUCCCCUCGCCUCACCCUGCCACCCGCAAGCACGAUCCGCAGUGACUUUUGCCAUGCCUACUCGAAGCAUCAAUCCGUUCGCGACCACCAUCCCCAAUCCUCCCUCCUCGGACUCUCUCGGCGAGAAGCGCGAGCAGCCACGCCGGGCAUCCUUCGCCAAAGGCAACAAGUUCACCUCGCUCUUUGGCGGCGGCUCACCCAAGUCGCGUUCCGACGCUGCUCUCUUGCGGGAAGCCUUCGUGGCCCAGCAGCAGGCGCUCCUCAACUCGCCAUCACCACCCCAACCUUCGCUACCUACCAUCAAUCUCACCACGGCGACCGGCGAGAAGAUGCCCACCGAGCCCAAGACGCUAUUCCAGCCUCCUUCGCCAGAAGAGCAGCGCCGCAUCGCGAGAGCACACGCACAAUUCGGGCCUCUGGGGUCGCAGAAGCACCGCUACCAGAGCAAGUUCGAGGGAGAGUUUGGGGAUCCUAUUGAAGACGAGCCGCCAUAUUACUUCCUAUUCACCACAUACAUCAGCUACCUAAUCCUAAUAGUAUUCGGACAUGUACGCGAUUUCUUUGGCAAGCGCUUCAGGAAGCAGCACUACAGCCAUCUUCAGGAGCGGGAUGGCUAUGCUCCUCUGAACAGCGAUUUCGACAACUUCUACACACGCAGACUGAAGAUGCGCAUCAACGACUGCUUCUCGCGACCGACCACUGGUGUCCCGGGACGCUUCAUCACAGUGCUUGACCGCAAGUCAGACGAUGGCAACAACACAUUCAAGCUGCUCGGGACCACAACCGAGACACUCAACAUGAGCUCAUACAACUACCUUGGAUUUGCUCAAUCGCAGGGACCAUGUGCCGACGCAACGGAAUCUGCCAUCAGGAAAUACGGAAUCACAAUGGCCAGUCCUCGGUCCGACGUUGGUACAUCUGAGCUGACCCUCGAGGUCGAGGAAUUGAUCGCCAAAUUCGUUGACAAGCCAGCUUCCAUGGUCUUCUCUAUGGGUUUCGUCACAAACGCUACCACCUUCCCAACAAUUGUCGGAAAGGGCUGUCUUAUGAUCUCCGAUGAACUCAACCACUCGUCUAUUCGAUUUGGUGCCCGUCUCUCCGGAGCCAUGGUUACCAUGUUCAAGCACAACGAUAUGAGUGACCUGGAACGUAAACUCCGUGAAGCCAUCUCGCAAGGUCAGCCCCGCACGCAUCGCCCUUGGAGAAAGAUCUUGGUCGCUGUCGAGGGUCUGUACUCAAUGGAGGGUACCAUGUGCAACCUGCCAGGCAUCGUCGCCCUCAAGAAGAAGUACAAGUUCAACCUUUUCGUCGACGAAGCCCACUCGGUUGGUGGUGUUGGCCCUCGAGGACGCGGUGUCUGCGAUUACUUUGGCAUCGAUCCUGCUGAAGUCGACAUUCUCAUGGGUACGCUGACCAAGUCUUUCGGCGCGAACGGCGGGUACAUUGCAGCAGAAAAAUCAAUCAUCGAAAAACUACGGACAGCAAACGCAGCCAUGCUCUACGCCGAGUCACCCUCCCCACCUGUCCUCGUCCAGAUCGCUUCCGCCCUUCGCAUCAUCAGCGGCGAGCUUGUCCCAGGCCAGGGUGAAGAGCGUCUAGGUCGUCUUGCAUUCAACGCCCGCUAUCUCCGCCUCGGUCUCAAGCGUCUCGGCUUCAUUGUCUACGGUCACGACGACUCCCCCAUCAUCCCCGUUAUGCUGUACCACCCCGCCAAGAUGCCCGCCUUCUCACACGAAAUGCUCAAGCGCAAGAUCUCAGUCGUCGUCGUCGGUUACCCGGCCACACCGCUCGUCUCUUCCCGCGCCCGCUUCUGCGUCUCCGCUGCACACACCAAGGACGAUCUAGACCGUAUGCUCACAGCGUGCGACCAGGUCGGCGAGGUCCUCCAGCUCAAGUUCAGCUCUGGUGUUGCAGGUGGUGCCGAGCCCGAGGAACUGGUAAAGAAGGAUACGAUUAGCGAAAAGGCCGUCACGCCACCACGAUGGAGGAUCGAGGACGUGCUCAGAAGUGGCGUUGCGGAUGUGCAGCUACCACUGCGGUAAAGCAAGGGCACGACGAGCGAAUUGUAAGCCUCACUUCUGUAGUCACCGUGGCGUAAUGUACCUUGCUGUCUCCUCCCCCCUUUUUUGCCGCUGUUUGGUUAUCUGCUAGCUCUUGUGUGCAUGCAUUCUUGGAGUAUCUGGUUGGGUUCGGGGUUGGCUCGGAGACAUGUUUUCUUCGUCUCUUCUCCUGCUGUGCUGUGCUGUACGAUACGUUAUGAUAUGUAUGGUAUGGUGCUUCUUCUUUUCUUCUUCUUCCUCUUCAUACCCUCGCUGUAGG